AGGUGUGCCUCCUCAGAUCUGUACAAUACUGACUUAGACUAUCCAAACAUUUCAACAGUUCCAGCUGUCACAGAAAAUACUCGGGCCCAGCUGAAUGUCAGGAUGCAAGUAGUUACUAUUAUACUACUACUUCUUCUUUGUAAAGCAUCUGACUGUAGGAAGACAAGGAACAGGAGUCCGAGAAACCAUGAAAGGGAAAACAUCUUAAGGAAAGCUCCUAGCACUGCUAAGCGCAGUGCCAGAGACCUCCCAUGUGAAAUAUACACUUAUCUUCAUGAGAAAUACCUAGAUUGUCAGGAAAGAAAGCUGGUUUUUGUGGCACCUGAUUGGCCAGAAGAUUUAAAACACAUGCUGCUUGCAAGAAACAGGAUUCGUAAAUUGAAGAACAAUAUGUUUUCGCAGUAUAAAAUACUAAAAAGUCUGGAUCUACAACAGAAUGAGAUAUCCAAAAUUGAGAGUGAGGCUUUUUUUGGGUUGAAUAAGCUUACUACACUCUUGCUUCAGCAUAACCAAAUUAAGAGUUUAUCUGAGGAGAUUUUUAUUUAUACACCUAGUCUAAACUACCUGCGUCUUUACGACAAUCCGUGGCAUUGCAACUGUGAACUAGAAACUCUCAUUACAAUGCUGCAGGUUCCAACAAACAGGAAUCUGGGAAAUUAUGCCAAGUGUGUGCACCCAAUAGAACUGAAAAAUCAAAAGCUAAAGCAGAUAAAAGCUGAACAGCUGUGUAAUGAAGAGGACAGGCAAGAGCCCCAAAACAUAAAGCAGAAGCCUGAAGCUGUCAAACCAGAAUUUGAUUCCUCUUUGUGCCAUAUGUAUGUGUUUCCUGCACCAACGCUGAACUGCCAAAGGAAAGAUUUAAAGAAAGUUCCAGGUAACAUACCUCCAGACAUAGUUAAACUGGACCUGUCCAACAACAAAAUCAGACAGCUACGAGCCAAAGAGUUUGAAGAUGUCAGUGAACUGAAGAUACUAAACCUGAACAGUAAUGGAAUAGCUUACAUUGAUCCUGCUGCCUUCUCAGGCCUCAACAACUUAGAGGAGCUGGAUCUAUCAAACAACAGCUUGCAGAAUUUUGAAUAUGGAGUACUGGAAGAUCUUUACUUCCUGAAAAUACUGUGGCUGAGAGAGAAUCCUUGGAGAUGUGAUUACAACAUUCAUUACCUUUUCUACUGGUUGAAGCAUCACUACAACGUUCACUACAACGGCCUCGAGUGCAAAAUGCCUGAGGAAUACAAAGGGUGGUCUGUUGGAAAAUACGUUCGGAGUUACUAUGAGGAGUGUCCAAAAGACAAGCUGCCCACUUACCCAGAAACUUUUGAUCUGGACAAAGAGGAUGAGGAGUGGGAACGACACAAAGAACAAUCAGUUCAGACAGUGAAAAAGCAUGGUGUGAUUGUCACUGUGAUAGGCUAAUAAGGGAAUCUGGUGUGGGGCUUUUAGUACCUUGGGAUAUUUGACUGACAAACCCACCUUGUUUACAUUUCCUGUUCACUGUACUGAUGGUUUGUAGGACUAUCUGCCUACAGAGAUUUAUGUUUAUUGCAGUUAGUUACAAAAUGGCAUUAGUUAUACAGCAUCCCUCAUCAAGUAAUUGUUUCUGACAAUUUGUUCUGGACAUUCUUGUGAAAUACUUUGGCAACUAUUUGAAAUUAUG
Molecule: messenger RNA, 1657 nt
Organism: Dryobates pubescens (Downy woodpecker)
Lineage: Eukaryota; Metazoa; Chordata; Aves; Piciformes; Picidae
Gene: LRRC17
Product: leucine rich repeat containing 17
Exons: 3
Coding region: 103-1416 (437 amino acids)
Molecular function (GO): protein binding
Source: RefSeq, a predicted model, not a curated record